Messenger RNA from Papilio polytes (common Mormon), 738 nucleotides. Its product is annotated as eukaryotic translation initiation factor 4 gamma-like. The coding region runs from base 1 to 738 and encodes 245 amino acids. Lineage: Eukaryota; Metazoa; Arthropoda; Insecta; Lepidoptera; Papilionidae. The transcript has 3 exons. The record is from RefSeq and is a predicted model, not a curated record.
AUGACUCGCGGCACUGUUCCGCAAAAAUUUAAGGAAGAAAAAGUUUCGAAAUCGGAUACAAGUAUAAAAAAAGAUACAGAUACAACUAGUAAAAAGGAUGAGAAACCUGGGAAACCCGGUCAACCUGGGAAACCUGGUCAACCUGGAAAAACUGGAAAACUCGGGAAAACUGGGAAAUCUAGGAAAACUAAACGAAAAAAGAAGAAGAAACAACCCAGUAGAGUCAGAUUCUUUGUUAGGAGCAAAAGCAUAGGAAAACGUAGCACUGGUAGCAAUACAAGACCACCAAGUCCAAUAACCGGUUCUUCUAGAAGUAAAUCGGAGGGUAAGAAGCAAGCUACCGAUAGUAAGAAACAACUUGCGGGAGCUAAGAAGCAAGCUGCGGAGGCUAAGAUGCAAGCUAAGGAGGAUAGGAAGCAAGCUAAGGAGAAUAAGAAACAAGAUAAGGAGGAUAAAAAACAAGCUAAGGAGCGAGCUAAGCAACGAGCGGAAAGUGUUAAACAACGAGCCAAGGAAAAGGCUAAGGAAAAAGGUGCGGAAAAAGAUAAGGAUCGAGCUACGGCACUUGCUAUCAAAGAAGAAAAAGCUCGAGCUAAGGAACAAGCUAAGCAAAGGGCAGAUGAACGUGCUGAGGCAAUAGCUAAACAAAAAGCUGAAUUUCGAGCUCAGGACCUGAGAGCUCAAGAAGAAAUGAAUAGACUACAAAGGAAGAACCGCGAAAAGGCACAGAUCGAAUAA